AUGAUGCAAAAUGUUUCUCAUGUAAGGUUUUUCUUCCUUUCAGGUUUAAAUGAAACAGUGAACUACAGAGUUGUUCUCUUCUCUCUCACUUUACUGUGUUACUGUUUCAUUGUGCUGGUAAAUGUUGCUCUCAUUGUGACCAUCAUCUUUGAUAAGAACAUGCAUGAACCAAUGUAUAUUCUAUUGUGCACUUUCUGCAUGAAUGGCCUUUGUGGGACAACAGGUUUCUACCCCAAGAUUCUCUGGGAUCUGCUGUCUCCAGUUCAUGUAAUCUCUUAUUCUGGAUGCCUUGUUCAGGCUUUUGUGAUGUACUCAUUUGCCUGCAGUGAUAUGUCUAUUCUCGCAGUCAUGUCAUAUGACAGAUAUGUGGCUAUAUGUCGACCCCUGGAGUAUCACUCUAUUAUGUCAAAGCAGAGAGUGUUACUGUUAGUCUGUUUCUCCUGGUUAACACCUUUUUGCAUUGUAAGCACAAAUUUGUUUCUAACAUCUAGAUUGAAGCUAUGCAGCCCAUUUAUUGAAAGACUUUUUUGUGUUAAUUGGGUUAUUGUGAAACUUGCUUGUUUCCCUGAUGACACUAUUGUUAACAACAUAGUAGCAUACAUUACAAUAAUCAUUUAUGUAUUUCACGGUUUUUUCACAGUUUGGUCCUACAUGUAUGUCAUCAAAACAUGUGUCAAUUCUUUAGAAAACAGAGCAAAGUUCAUGCAGACAUGUGUGCCACAUUUAACUUCCUUGCUUAUUUUUCUUGUGGCGAUACUUUUUGACAUCAUGCAUAUACGAUAUGGGUCAACAGACUUACCUCAAGCUUUAAACAACUUUAUUGCAAUACAAUUCCUUGUCUUACCUCCAAUUAUGAAUCCUCUCGUUUAUGGUUUUAAAUUCACCAAAAUUCGAAAGAGCAUUCUUGGUCGUAUUACUGUAACAAUUGAAUUUCUUCGAUGUCAGUGA
Molecule: messenger RNA, 948 nt
Organism: Cyclopterus lumpus (lumpfish)
Lineage: Eukaryota; Metazoa; Chordata; Actinopteri; Perciformes; Cyclopteridae
Product: olfactory receptor 142-like
Exons: 1
Coding region: 1-948 (315 amino acids)
Biological process (GO): G protein-coupled receptor signaling pathway
Cellular component (GO): membrane
Molecular function (GO): olfactory receptor activity; G protein-coupled receptor activity
Source: RefSeq, a predicted model, not a curated record